AUGGACAGCAGGAUAAAAAAGUUUGAGGAAGAGAUUAAGAAGAUUGAUGAUAUGGUUAGUGCUGGUAAUUAUGAUGGAACAAUGGAGGCUAGAAGGAAGGCACUAGUGACUUGCUGUGCGAAGUGGUAUGUCAGAAAAGAGAUCCAUUGGAAGCAGAUGUCCCGAUCCCAACAUGCUCGAGAAAUGGACAAGAACACUAGGUACUUCCACAACAUAGCAUCGGCAAGAAGGAGGAACAACAUAAUCGAUUCUUUAGUGAUUAAUGGAAGACUGAUACGAAAUCAGGCCAGAAUAAAGACUACGAUUACAGGCUUUUAUAAAGAACUGUAUAGGCAGGAGCAUGCUCCUUUGGUUGGGAUCCGUGAGGGACUGGUCAAGAAGAUUGAUGAAGACGAUGCAGCAGUGUUAGAGGAAAUGCCAUCAGUCGAGGAAGUACGAGAGGCAGUUUGGGAUUGUGAGUCCAGUAAAGCACCGGGUGGUGAUGGCUAUAAUAUGAACUUCAUAAAGAAGUGUUGGGGGGAGAUUGGUCAGGAGUUUAUUGGAGCUGUGUUGGGCUUUUUUUAG
Arachis ipaensis is the source of this 564-nucleotide messenger RNA. RefSeq lists its product as uncharacterized. The record is from RefSeq and is a predicted model, not a curated record. NCBI's taxonomy places the organism in Eukaryota, Viridiplantae, Streptophyta, Magnoliopsida, Fabales, Fabaceae.